CAAUCACAACACACACACACUUUUUACUCUUUGCGUAUCAUUUACUCACUUGUUCAACACAAAUGGCGUUUUUCUUUUUUCUUGCUUUUUUCCCAUGCUCUUGUUCUUUAUUCAUAAUGCUCUUGUCCCAUUUCCCCCCUUCUUUUUAUUCCAAUAGACUUUAGACGAGGGGAGUUAUCCUCAUAGACAACUUACUCUCAUAGACAUUUUAUUCCCAUACCCUACACACAAAGAAAAUGGUCAAGGCAUUGGUUCUCUCUACAGUCUUGUUGGCAACGGGUGCGGUCGCUAUUCCCCGUCCUCAGGAUGGUGGAUUUGCAGACAAGAUGAAGUCAGCAGUUGCUCCUCUUCCCACAACAGGUGUUCCUUCAGAGCAGAUUCAAGUGCCUGCUUAUCCUGUUGGCACGCAGCCUCCCGUUGUUGUUCAACCGCCCAAGGAGACUGAACAACCAAAGGAGACUCAACCGCCCAAGGAGACUGAACAACCAAAGGAGACUGAGCAACCAAAGGAGACGCAACCGCCCAAGGAGACUCAGCAACCCAAAGAGACUCAACCCGUAGACAACAAGCCUCCUUCGUACCCGGCUCCCCCCGCCAAAGAGACUCAAGAACCCGUCAAGACGACAACGCCCGUUGCCACUUCCCAGCCUGUUCCUCCUCCUCCUCAGACAGAGGCCCCUGGUUACCCUACAGACAUUCCCCAGUUCCCUGGUUACCCCGAGGGUCCCAUCGGAACCACCACCGCGGCCGUUCCCAGCAAGCCCACCGUCACCUAUGGCGUAACGCCCAUUCCCAACCCCACUGGAUCUCCUAACGAGGUGCCUAUCGGCAUCCCCGAGACUCCCGUGGGUACUCCAGAGGGCGAGAUUCCCGUUGGUACGCCCGAGACGCCUAUUGGUACUCCUGAGGGUGAGACUCCCGUGGGCACGCCCGAGAUGCCCGUUGGUACUCCAGAGGGCGAGACUCCCGAAGGUACUCCCGAAGGAUCUCCCGAGGUCUCUUUGCCCACUGACUUCCCUAUCAACUUCCCUGGUGCUGAGGAGGGUGGCGAGGAAAACUUGCCCGUGGCUCUGCCCGUUCCCACUCCCACUGGAGCUCCCGAGGAAGAGUGUGAAGAGGGCGGUGAAGGAAACUCGCCCAUUGUCGUUCCCACGCCCACGGGAACCCCCGAGGAGGAAGAGUGUGAAGAAGAAGGUGGCGAAGAAAACUCACCCAUUGUCGUGCCCACUCCCACCGGAUCCCCCGAGGAAGAGUGCGAAGAAGGUGGAGAGGAGAACCUUCCCGUCCCCGCCCCCAUUCCUACUCCCACCGGAACAAAGGAACUGACCGAGCCCACUCCUGUCCCUGAGGAAGAAGAAUGUGAGGAGGAGGAAGAAGAGCCUUCGGAAGGAGAAGAGGAAGAGUGCGAAGAGGAGGGUGACCAAUACAAGGUUCCCGUUGCGACUGACGUGCUCCCCGUGCCUAUUGCCACUGGCACACCCACCGGUGCUCCCGUGCCCACCGAAACGGGUGCUCCUGAGGAAGAGUGCGAAACGGAGACUGCCGCCCCCGUUGCUACGCCCACUGCUGGUUACCAGGAAGUGCCCGUGGAAGCCCCCGUUCAGACUCCCAGCUACGGAAACGUGGAAAACCCUCUCUCGUACGCAAAGCCCGAAGAUGCCAGCAAGCCCUACCCACAAGUUCGCGCAACCUCUGUCCCAACCGAGACCAGCGCCCCCAUUUUCAGUGCCGCAUCCCGCAAUGUCAAGUCGGUCGCCGUAGCACUUGCUGGUGUAUUGGUGGGCGUGGUUGCUUUCCUCUAAGCCCGCAAACUGUUGUCACCUUCUAUGAUUUGAUGGUUUUGAGAGAGUGAAAACACACGAGAUACUAUGUUGGAGAAAGGACGCUUUUGCGACGAACGCGUUUCAUGAUUGUCAUCGUCGUCGUUGAUUACUGUAAUGGCUUUUUUGAAAAAUGAGGUGUUUAAUUCCGUUUAUAAGACAAAGGGAACAAAAAAAAACAGUACAAUAAACACACAAACCUAAAAGUUUUGUUGCUUUCUCAAUUGCCGAGAGUGCUGGUCACUUGAAGUCAUUGAGAGAAGAAUUAGAGAAAUUAUAUAUCCUGCUCUUUUAUUUUUGUGUGGACGUUUUGUUUUGAAUGGUGACUGGCCUCAUGUUUUAAAAUGCUGGUUGUUUUCUUUUCUGGUUUUUGACGAGUGUCCCUCCAUGAGUCACGUGCAUGUCCG
Spizellomyces punctatus DAOM BR117 is the source of this 2227-nucleotide messenger RNA. RefSeq lists its product as uncharacterized. Bases 237 to 1802 code for a protein of 521 amino acids. The transcript has a single exon. The record is from RefSeq and is a predicted model, not a curated record. Lineage: Eukaryota; Fungi; Chytridiomycota; Chytridiomycetes; Spizellomycetales; Spizellomycetaceae.